Molecule: messenger RNA, 3992 nt
Organism: Etheostoma spectabile (orangethroat darter)
Lineage: Eukaryota; Metazoa; Chordata; Actinopteri; Perciformes; Percidae
Gene: muc2.1
Product: mucin 2.1
Exons: 26
Coding region: 42-3992 (1316 amino acids)
Cellular component (GO): extracellular matrix
Molecular function (GO): protein binding
Source: RefSeq, a predicted model, not a curated record
CGACUAUUACCUCUGGUGACAGAAAGCCCACGGCGGCAACGAUGAAGUGGAGAUGCGUAUGGUUGUGUUUCCUGGCUUUGUUCGUUGCAAGUGUCAUUGAUGUCCAAGCCAGACUGGUUGGCAACCAUGUCAGCAGCAUCUGUAGCACAUGGGGCAGAGAGCACUUCAAGACAUUUGAUGGAGAUGUGUACCAGUUCCCUGGUAUGUGUGAGUACAACCUGGCCUCUGACUGCCACGAGUCCUACCAGGAGUUCUCCGUGCACAUGAAGAGGAAAGACAAAGAUGGAAACCCUACAGUCAGUCAUGUGGUGGUCACCAUCAACGACCUUUUGUUUUAUCUCACCAAGAACAUGGUCACUGUAAAUAACAUCCCUGUCAAAAUGCCAUACUACAAUGCAGGUGUGCAAGUGGAACAAAAUGCUGUUUACAUCAAGCUCCAAUCUAAAGUCGGCAUCACUGUCAUGUGGAACGGUGACGAUGCAGUCAUGGUGGCUCUGGAUACUGAUUAUGCAAAUCGUACCUGUGGACUUUGUGGAGACUUCAAUGGUGUUUCUGUCCAGAAUGAGUUCAUUCAUAAAGGUCGCAAAAUCGGCCCCAUUGAGUUUGGCAACAAACACAAAGUCCAUCGUCCAAAUGAUGAUUGUGAGGACCCCUAUGAGGAGGAAGAUGAAUCACUGGAGGCUGUGCUGGAUUCAUGCACGGAGUUUCAAACCACCUGCAACCAGAUGCUGCGUUCAGAGCCCUGGAGCUCCUGCACCAAAGUGAUCAACCCUGAACCUUAUAUCCAGGCCUGUGUGCAGGACAUGUGUGGCUGCGCCAACAAAACGAAUGACUUCUGUGUCUGCAGCACACUGUCAGAGUUCUCUCGGCAGUGUUCUCAUGCGGGAGGGCAGCCUCCCAACUGGAGGACACCUCAGUUCUGUGCUAAACAGUGCCCGUUCAACAUGGUUUAUCAAGAGAGCGGUUCCCCUUGCAUGGAUACAUGCACACUUCUGGACACUGGUUCACUGUGUGAGGACCACAAAAUGGACGGUUGCUUCUGUCCUACUGGAACUGUAUUUGAUGAUAUUUCCAUGAGAGGGUGUAUUGCUCAAUCUGAAUGUCAGUGCAAACACAACAAAAUCUAUAACUCCGGUGAGGUCUACCGACAGGACAGAGAAGAAUGUACAUGUGUUGAGGGUAGGUGGGCUUGUGAGAGCCUUCAAACACCUGCUACAUGUGCAGUUGAAGAGGGUUCACAUGUAACUACCUUUGAUGGAAAAACCUUCACCUUCCAUGGAGACUGUUACUACACCCUAGCCAAAGUGGAAAGCAAGGAUCAUGCAAGUCCAAAGUUUACAAUCCUGGUUCAGUUGGUGCCGUGUGCAAAUCAAGAGUUUGACACUUGUCUAAAGAGCCUUAAAAUCCUGCUGAACAAUGACAGAAACAAUGUAUUAAUGUUCACUUCCGAUGGCAAAGUGAAGCAGAACAUGCAGACCAUCAGUUUGCCAUACCACUCAGGUGAUAUCAACAUAUUUCACGCUUCAUCCUUUCACAUCUUGCUCCAGACCAGUUUUGGUUUGCAAAUUCAGAUCCAGCAUGUGCCAGUCAUGCAAGUCUAUGUCAGCCUGGAACAAAGCUACAGAGCUAAGACACGUGGCUUAUGUGGGAACUACAACAUGGUCCUGUCAGAUGACAUGAAGACUCCUCAGGGGAUGGUGGAGGGAACAGCAGCAACCUUCAGUAACUCAUGGAAGGCUAACCUAAUGUGCCCAGACAGAGAGGAAAGACUUGAGGACCCCUGUUCCCUUAGUGUGGAAAAUGAAUGGUACGCUAAACACUGGUGCGCUUUGCUGCUGAGUCCAGACAGUACUUUUGCACAAUGCCAUUCAGUGGUAGAUCCUGAGAUGUACUACAAGAGAUGUACGUAUGCCAGUUGUAACUGUGAGAAGAGUCAGGACUGCCUGUGUGCCGUCUUCUCCUCCUAUGUUCGGGCUUGUGCAUCAAAGGGAGAGAUCUUGACAGACUGGAGAGAGAAUGUGUGCGAUAAAUACACAAAAAGCUGCCCAGCAUCUCAGAUCUUCUCUUACAAGCAUCAGAGAUGCCAGUUGACUUGCAAAUCACUGGGCACAGUACAGCCAAGUUGCACUUCUGACUUCUUGCCUGUGGAUGGCUGCUCCUGCUCCGAGGGUCUCUACCUAAAUGAAAACGGAAUCUGUGUCCCCAUGGAAAAAUGUCCUUGCUACCAUAACGAAGUCUACAUUAAGUCAGGAAAGUCUAUCAACAUCAAAGACGAGCACUGUGUAUGUACCAAUGGAAUGCUUCAUUGCCAUUCUUGGAGAGUGCGCUCAUCAACAUGCCAUUUUCCAAAAGUGUUUUUCAACUGCUCCGCUGCAAGCACCGGAGCGCUAGGACUGCACUGUACUCGAACUUGUUUAAAUCUGGACAGCAAUGAUUGUGAGUCCACAGAGUGUGAAUCUGGCUGUCGGUGUCCAGCUGGCCUACUAGAAGAUGGCAAAGGUUCCUGUGUGAAAGAAAACGAAUGUCCUUGUCAGCAUGAUGGGCAUAUGUAUGCCCCUGGAUCACAAAUCCCUGACCAAUGCAACAUCUGUACCUGCAAAAGUGGAAGCUGGGAGUGCAGUAAGAAUAAAUGCCUACAGACUUGCAUUAUUUAUGGUAGUGGUCACUACAAUACAUUCGAUCAGCGAACAUAUGGCUUUCAAGGACAUUGUUCCUAUGUUGCUGUUAAGGACAAAUGUGGCAAUAAAACAGUACAGGACAAUUUUGGAGUAAUCACAGAAAAUGUACCAUGUGGAACUACAGGCACCACAUGCUCCAAAACUGUUAGAAUCCAGCUUGGGCGAAUGGAAAUCAAAUUAUCAAAGGGUAAUUAUGACGAGGUGGACCUGGGACAUGGUGCUGAGAUUCAGUACAGAAUAAGGAAGGUUGGCUUGUAUGUGGUGGUAGAAUCUGCCAUUGGUCUGACGGUGAUGUGGGAUGGCAAAACAACUGUUCGCAUCAUCCUGGAACCACAGCACAGCGGAGAGGUAUGCGGCCUGUGUGGAAAUUUUGAUGGUGAUGGACAGAAUGACUUCACCACUCAGGGUCAGCUGGUAGUGAGCAAUCCGUUAGAAUUUGCAAACAGCUGGAAAGUGUCAAGCGAGUGCCCAGAUGUGGAAAUUAAUGCUGACCCUUGUGGAGCAAGACCCAAUCGACUUCACUGGGCACAAAAGAUGUGCAGCAUUAUAAUUGGAAAAACAUUCAAAGAGUGCCACAAUAAGGUAGCCCCCCUUCCAUUUUAUGACAACUGUGUAAGAGACUCAUGUGCCUGUGACUCUGGAGGAGACUGCGAGUGUUUCUGCUCAGCAGUUGCAGCUUAUGCUCAAGCUUGUAAUGAGGCUUCUGUCUGUGUUGCAUGGAGAACUCCAGAAAUCUGUCCUGUCUUUUGUGAUUACUACAACAGCCCAGAUGAAUGCAAAUGGCACUACAACCCUUGCCACAAACCUUGCUACAAGACCUGUUUGAAUCCAGAAGAAAAAUGUAGCAAACCUUUACCCAACCUGGAAGGCUGUUACCCUGUAUGCCCUGAAGAUAAACCCAUAUUUGAUGAGGAGACCGGGAUGUGUGUGGAGGAAUGUUCAGGUUGCUUUUACAACAACACUAGAUACGAGGAAGAUGAAGUUAUUUACAAUGUAACUGACAAUUUGGGAAUGUGUUACUAUGCAAUUUGCAAGAAUUCAACAGUGAUACAUGAAAAUAAACCUUGCUCUAGUACAACUGUCCCAACAACUAUUGCCACCACUACACCCGUAACAACACCAACUGAACCUACUACUACAACAACUGAAGAGCCAACUACAACCAUAAAAUCUACAACCCUACCAACUGAACCUACUACUACUACAACCAAAGAGCCAACCACAACCACAAGAUCUACAACCCCACCAACUGAACCUACUACUACCACAACCAAGACGCCAACCACAACCCCAAUCUACCCCACCCCCAACUGA